Messenger RNA from Nerophis ophidion (straightnose pipefish), 2197 nucleotides. RefSeq names its product zinc finger protein OZF-like. The coding region runs from base 324 to 1832 and encodes 502 amino acids. The record is from RefSeq and is a predicted model, not a curated record. Lineage: Eukaryota; Metazoa; Chordata; Actinopteri; Syngnathiformes; Syngnathidae. The transcript has 3 exons. Gene Ontology annotation, molecular function: DNA-binding transcription factor activity, RNA polymerase II-specific; RNA polymerase II cis-regulatory region sequence-specific DNA binding. Gene Ontology annotation, biological process: regulation of DNA-templated transcription.
UCCCAGCUUCCGGUGUAAACGGAAGACAGCAGAAGAGAGCAGUACUGCCUUGUAACGUCAAGUGUGCAGCACAUGGACGGAGAAAGACAGUCUUAUUAUUUGUUAUCCAGUUUGAAAUAUUUACGUCGUAUAAAAUACAUAUUUGAUUCUUUCUUUAAGGAUAAAGUGGUCUCGAUGCGCUAGAAGCACUGUGCCGCUUCUCGUGCUAUCUUUGCUUGUUAGUUAGCUUAGCUUGUUAGCUGCUAACAAAGAGACGCGGACGUUAUCAACACAUCGCUAAGUAGAGAUCAAAUGUGUGAGUAAAGUGUUGUGAUUGUGUGAAAAUGUGCGAAAGAACGAUAGCAAAGUAUGAGGAGGAACUUUGUCGUACAAAAGAGGAGAAGGAGCGACAACAUCAACUACUGGACGCUGUUUUCAAGAAACAUCAAGUUGUGUUACACAGAACAGACGUCCAGCAGCCUCCUCACAUUAAAGAGGAAGGGGAGGAUCCACAGCCCCCCCACAUGAAAGAGGAAGAGGAGGAAGUGUGGAUGAGUCAGGAGGGAGAGUGUCCUGUAGGGCAGGAGGAGGCUGAUGUCAGCAAGUUUCCACUGACUGUUGUCUCUGUGAAGACUGAAGAGCAUGAAGACAAACCACCUGAGUCCUCACAGCUUCAUCACAGUCCAAACGUCCAGCAGGUGUCAGCAGAGAGUCAUGAAGAGAUUCCCUCCAAGCAGCAGGAGUGGAGCUCCAGUGUGGGACAGAAGAAGCUCGAGCCCACUCAUAUAGAGGAAGAAGAGGAACUGUGGGAGCAGCUUCCAAGGUUGGAGGAGGUUAAUGACGAAGAUGAUAUAAAGUCAGAACCAGACAGCAUCUUUGCUCCACUGUCAGACAUGGACCACAUGAUGUCAGACUCUUCUGAUCACAGUGACCACAUCCAAAAACCUUUGAAGAGUAAAAAUGACUCUGAAGGUGAUACGAGACAUCAAAAUAACAACAAACACUUUGACUGCUCUGAAUGUGAAAAAUCUUUUAGACAUAAGAGUAAUUUUACAGUACACAUGAGAACACAUACUGGAGAGAAACCUUAUACUUGCCAUGUUUGUAAGAAGAGUUUCUCCAGAAAGCAAUACAUGACCACACACAUGACAAUACAUACUGGAGAGAAACCUUUUACUUGCUCUGUUUGUAAGAAGAGUUUCCCCAGAAAGAAUGACAUGACCACACACAUGAGAACACAUACUGGAGAGAAACCUUUUGCUUGCUCAAUUUGUGCUAAAAGAUUCAACGCUAAGAGUGUCAUGAUAUUACACAUGAAAACACACACAGGUGAGAAACCUUUCACUUGCUCUGUCUGUAAGAAGUGUUUCAUCAGUAAGCAUCACAUGACCACACACAUGAGAACACACACUGGAGAGAAACCUUUUACUUGCUCCGUCUGUGAGAAGAGUUUCUCCUCAAAGCCAAACAUGACCACACACAUGAGAACACACACUGGAGAGAAACCUUUUACUUGCUCUGCUUGUUUGAAGAGUUUCUCCAGAAAGAUUGUCAUGAUCACACACAUGAGAACACAUACUGGAGAGAAACCUUUUAUUUGCUCUGUUUGUAAGAAGAGUUUCUCCAGAAAGCAACACAUGACCACACACAUGAGGACACACACUGGUGAGAAACCUUUUCCUUGCUCUGUUUGUAAGAAGAGUUUCUCCAUGAAGCCUGACAUGACCACACACAUGAGAAUACAUACUGGAGAGAAACCUUUUACUUGCCCUGUUUGUAAGAAGAGUUUCUCCAGAAAGCAAUACAUGACCACACACAUGAGAACACACACUGGAGAGAAACCGAUUGUGUGAUAAAACAAUCAGGUUUAAGUAUCAGGUCAGUAAUUACAAGUGUGUAACAGUCAUGGAAGCUGCAGGGAUUUAAAAACACUCAAACAGUGAUUGUGCUAAAUGUACUUUAAAAACACAGCAUGAUUAAUAUGAACGUAUAUCUUAUGUUCAAUGUUGUGCUUCUUAUCUUCUACUCUUAUAUGUUGUCCUGGAAUGACUUUUUAAGUUGUGUGCAUUUAUUGAACAUUAUAAAUGUUUCUAAAUUUGUAUUCUAAUUUCCCAUUGUUAAAGAGAGGUCAUAUUUUUUUAUUAUUUUUUUUCACACAUUUGUUCCAUUGCAUUUUAUUGAUGUUAUUCUCCAAUUAAAAGUACGAAUUAAUAAAAUU